Messenger RNA from Aureobasidium musti, 969 nucleotides. The record is from the annotation of a GenBank genome assembly. NCBI's taxonomy places the organism in Eukaryota, Fungi, Ascomycota, Dothideomycetes, Dothideales, Saccotheciaceae.
AUGGAAACUAUCAGAAACACCAUCUCGGAGAACCUGGGCGGUCCUGCCCAUGCUCUCGCUUCCCCAGAGAACAGCUUCAGUCUGGAUGAGGUGCCGGACCUCAGCGGCAAGAACAUUUCCAAGCUUUUCGUCACAUCCAUGAGACAGGAGGUCGCUGAUGAAGCAAUGAACGCAAUCGAGGAAGAAUUCGGACCUGAGACACGCAAGAAGUUCAUCUGGAAGCAAUGCAAUCUUGCCGACUGGGUACAAACUGGCAAGGUUGCCCAAGAGAUUGCCUCGCAAACCGACAGAAUCGACAUCCUCAUCAACAACGCCGGUCGCGGAAUUAUGACCAGACAGUUGAACCAGGACGGUAUUGAUCUUCACAUGGCUACCAACCAUUUCGGUCACGUCGUUUUGACCAGCCACUUGCUGCCAACCAUCAAGGAGACCGCCAGCAAGGGCAACACUGUUCGCAUCGUCAGCGUCUCUUCCAACCUGCAUGCUCAAGCUCCCAAGGAGACCGAGUUUGCAUCAGUCGCAGAACUGAACAAGGACUACGGCCCUCAGCCGCAGUAUGGUCGUAGCAAGCUGGCCAACCUCUUGUACGCCAAGUGGCUCAAUGAGCACCUCAAGACCGAGCACCCCAACAUCAUCGUCAACGCCAUCCACCCUGGUAUCGUUGACACCGCACAAACAAACGUCCACAUCCACGAGGCAUUCCCUCUGCUUGGCUACGGCAUGUCGGUAGGACUCAAGCCCUUCCGCAAGACUCAGUUCGAGGGCUGUGUCUCUGCCAUGUACGCAGCGACCAUGGCCGAGACUGGUGGUAACUACAUUGCUCCCCAGAAGGUCUACGAGACCCNNCCCUCUGAGAUGGGCCAAGAUAUGGUAUUGGCAGACCGCCUUAUGAAGUUGACAGCAGAGAUCGUAGAGUCAAAGACUAGAACUGAGAGUUCGGCAAAGGGAUGUCCCUUCAAGGAGGCUUAG